AUGGCCGAGGCCUCUCGUGCGGAUCCGAUUGAGCUGCUUCUCCCUCCAGGACGAAGGAAUCUCGCAAAUCUCACAAACCUCGCAAGGAAAUACACCCAUCCAGUGAAAACGAUUGGGAAGAUAUCCCACCGAGUUCUCAAGAAUACAGGCAAAUCAGGCCUCACGCCCAUCACUCCUAACCCGCGGUCUCACAACAGGAUUGCCACUCCAUUGCUGACCCCUAACUCUUUACCGUCCCGACUGGUAGAAAAGUAUCAAACCAGGAGAUUCUAUGGGUUCUCCGCCGAGGAGUUGCAGACCCUCAAUGCCAUCACUGGACUGGAUAACCAGGCUGGAGACUCGACGCUAGACGAAAUGAUACACCCACUUUUCGCGGAAGCGAAGUGGGAGAGGAGUGAUGGAAUGGGAUUGAAUGUUGGGCCCUUGCCUAUCAGAGGUGGGAUUGAUGGAUAUUGGGUUGCCGAUAACCCGAUUGUCUGGAACGCUCUCAAGCCGUCGAUCUACCUCGCCUCCUUGCUGAUCAACAACGCCGCUGUGUACCCCUGGUGGGAUGCUCUGUUCUUCGGUGACUACCACGACAUUCCCUCGCACCGAAAAGGACCGCAACACCAGUCCAAAAGGCUUAAGUCAUUCCAUACCCGCCCCCUUCACAUCCGGGAACAGCCCAUGGAAAGAGGGAGAGUGGAUGCACAAUUUCGUGUCGCAGCCCAGGCUAUCAGAUUUAGAAUAUGGAGCGGCUACACCAACUACGCUACAGGACUAGCCAUCAAGGAGCCUUGGGUAUGUGGCGCUACCUCAUGGGAGCUUUCGUCGAACAACAUCAGGAUCAAUAUCGCUUUAGAGCUGAUCCAGCCCCUGUUGAGCGCGCAGUUGAAUGCCGCUGAGAGGAUGGCAUGCCAGUUCAGAAUCGCUUCGACGCUUGUACACGAAACCGCUCACGCCAUGUGGGAAUAUAAACGGAAUACUGAUCCGGACCCAGAGUUUCACCGUCUCGAUGCAGAGCCAUACUUCGAGGGCGAGGUCCUUGCAGAGCUAGGCUGGUCGCUGGAGGACAAACUUUGGGGAGGAGAACCAAUGGAUAUCCUUGCCAAUUCUUACAGUCGUGGAGGCCCGGGCUUAGCAAGCGCCGGCUUCUUCAAGACAAAUUGGUUCGUCGACCGACAUAAAGAUUACAGUGCGGCUCCUCUCCUCGAACACGUUGUACACAUCCCGCCACAUGACGACCCGUACUACAGGCACGACUACUACCCUCUCUCGACCUCCUGGUUUAGGUCUCUCUUCGACCGCAACCUAUGGGACUCACAGGCUCGGCAGUUCCGCGCUUCCGCAACCAAGAUGCAACCAUGCUAUAUUGGAACCACGGCCAACUAUGUGAAUCGACAAACCGAACAUGAGCAAAUAGACUCUUUCACCCGCCAAUUCGACGGUACUGGCGUCCUGGCUGUCAGCCCUGGGGCUCCUGCCGUAGAGCAAGCAAGAAUUACAGCUGAAAUUUCUCGACGCAAUCAUGCCAAUGAUAUCUUUGGGAGAAUGCGAGUUUUCGUUCCGGUAGUACCUGUUACUGAAGAGCCGCCCGAUGAUCCAGAUCCGCCCGAACCUGUUUAUACGUGUGCAAGAUGGGAUGAGAUUGCACAGUAUCUGUUUGACCACCGAGACCCCGACGACUUGGCACUCGACACAUUGGACUUCCCGAUGCCGGAGCAGAAUCUGUACAAGAACGUUUACGACUACGGGAUGGGGAUGCCGGGCAUUACACCGGAGGAGCUCCGAGAUUUCCUACGGGUGUGUCAUCAGAGGAAGCUCUUGUUUGGCUACACGCCGUUCCCAGCCGGCGGCACCGUCCACCGCCUCCCUACGGGCUGGCCCGAACGAGAUGCCGAAUUCCAGUUCGUGCGCGAGGGACGCACCAACCCCAUGCACAUCGCCAACCUGGAUGCGCUGAUCCGGGACCCGGCCUUUCAGCACAGGCUGUACGCCGAGUACGGCGAUUACCGGGAUAUCUACUACGAACACCUCCGCCUCGCCAUGCAGAGGCUGGGGGCGAGGACGAAUACGGCGAACAGCAGCAUGCGCUUUGGGGAGAUGAGGUCGGUGGUGAACUCGCUGGCCACGGGUAAUUACAUCACAGCCUCCGCUAACCCAGCCUUCCGCAAAUUAAGAAUCGGCCCCCGAGGCUCCGCCCGGAUGAUCUGGCCCAUCGCCCAAGCGUGGCGCGACAAAUACCAGCGCGACGCCACGAUGAGGAUACUGGCGGAUGGCGACGCCAUGGUGCGGGCGGCUCGCGAUCAAGCGGCGCGACUGGAGCAGGCGGGGAGCGAAAGGGAGUUGGGGGUGGAGAAGGCAAUGGAGGGGGAAGCGGACGACGAGAAGGAGACGGAGACGGAUGAGCAGGAUAGUACUGGCGUUGGGUCAGACGAGGAGGGGAGUGGUGGUAGUAGUGGUAGUAGUAGUGGUAGGAGUGGGAUGUAG
Drepanopeziza brunnea f. sp. 'multigermtubi' MB_m1 is the source of this 2469-nucleotide messenger RNA. The record is from RefSeq and is a predicted model, not a curated record. Lineage: Eukaryota; Fungi; Ascomycota; Leotiomycetes; Helotiales; Drepanopezizaceae.